Rhincodon typus (whale shark) is the source of this 825-nucleotide messenger RNA. Its product is annotated as transmembrane protein 272-like. The transcript is spliced from 4 exons. NCBI's taxonomy places the organism in Eukaryota, Metazoa, Chordata, Chondrichthyes, Orectolobiformes, Rhincodontidae. The coding region runs from base 31 to 570 and encodes 179 amino acids. The record is from RefSeq and is a predicted model, not a curated record.
AGACCCUGUCUAAUAGGAGGUGGCUAAAACAUGGACCCUGAAAGUAGCUUGUACACUCCACUCCUGAGGACAAUUGAGGAGUCUCCCACAUCCCCAAUGGCAUCAGCAUCCAUGAAAAUUUUGACCUCUCUCUUGGCUGUUGCCUCCAUCACUAUUGGCACUGUCUACUUGGAUUCUUGUCCCAAGCAAUACUUGAUCCCAAUUUAUUUGAUUGUUUCUGGAAGCUUUACCCUGUUCUUUGUGAUGAUUUCACUCGUUUCAUGUACCCCAAAUGAUGAGAGCAAUAUUUUGGCUUUCCAUAAAAUUGGCAGGGUUUGGAGAAGUCUCCUAUCACUGUUCUCCUUCAUCUGGUUUAUAACAGGAAAUGUUUGGAUCUACAGCAUCUAUGAGCCAGAAUAUAUUGACAAAACAUCUCCCAAUUACUGUGAUAAAACUCUCUACUUUUUUGCUUUCUGGGCCACCACUGUCACAUACAUCCUCCUUGGGAUUGCACUGUUUCUUGGAUUCUGUGGCUUGCUUUCUGCAUGUGCUUUAGGUGGGACCCUGCGCAUCAAGCAACAAAGCAAUUGAAUGUUUGGAUGAAGAAAUCCCUUUUCCCACACUGGGGGAAAUGUCUUGAAUCUGCUCACUAUUGAAUAUGCCUGCCUAUUGUGGGUGAAAUUUAGUUCAAAUUAGCAGUGCAUGUUUGGACCUUUUUUAAAAAAAAACUGAAAACACUGUUCUACACAGAUGGAAGUAAAACUGCACUUUGUAUAUAAUUCUGAAACAAUGGCUGUUUUUAUUUAAAAGUUGGAUGUAAAAUUUCUAAUACAAGCAGUAACUUGA